Molecule: messenger RNA, 1050 nt
Organism: Fusarium keratoplasticum
Lineage: Eukaryota; Fungi; Ascomycota; Sordariomycetes; Hypocreales; Nectriaceae
Product: Zn(2)-C6 fungal-type domain-containing protein
Exons: 1
Coding region: 1-1050 (349 amino acids)
Source: RefSeq, a predicted model, not a curated record
AUGUUCCGAAUCUUGACCCUCGGGAGCCCCAUAUCAUCAACUUCAGCGACCACCCCUGGCUCUCAGCCAACACUCUCUCUAUACCAGCCAAAGUCUUCCACAGUUACGACCGAUCAAGUCGAAAAGCUAGCCCUUUACUUCCAUCGCAAGCGCCAAGUCAAUGUUUGCUACCGGAACGAGGCCCGGGCAAUACUGGCAAAUCUCUCAGAUCCCACCAUCCGCCAUGGACUCGAUUCUCUGAUCGCUCUACACGACGGACUCGGGACAAAAAGACACACUGCCAAUGUCGGCACUCACGGCAUAUUUAUCAAUCAACGUAGCUUGGAUGCGUACAACGCGGCAGUCUCAGGCCUCGCGUCGCGGCUAAGAGAGGAACCCACUCGAAAGUCUGCCCAGGCUGCGCUCGUGUGCUGCCAGAUGUUUAUGAGCAUUGAAGUCAUGAUGGGCGACUACACUACUGCCUUCCAGCAUUUCCUUCUAGGACUUCGUAUCAUGUACCAAUACCGGAACCGCCCAGGUGUGAGCGACGGCGGCCGGGUAGUUCCUUGUUACAAUCUUGGUUUUCCUUAUCUGGACGAGUUUGCUAUCAAGCUCUUCGCCUCAGGCUAUCCUGGGCCCAAGCACCUGUCUUCCUGCGAAACAGAGCGCAGUAGCUCGGCAACAAGCAACAUCAACACCAUUUUGUGCGAUCAGGCGCGCAGUGAUCUGAGCGUUCUAUCCGUGGAAGUGCUGGAGUUUCUGAAUCGGGUGACAGGCCUGCGGAGUCAGUACCAAGUGGCCGAGUUAAAGGCGACGAGGACACAGAUUCUUGGUUGCUUGCAGUCAUGGGAGCAGACGUACUCUCAAACUGCCAACAAGAUCAUGGCGAGAACAACUGCCCAGAGAGUGCGUUUCGGAGCAGCAUUCUCCCUUCUCCUCCAUGGUGUCUUAGAAGUUGUAGUCAACCUGGCAAUUGGAGCCUCAACUGAUGAUAUAUACGCACUGGGAAAACAGGUCGCUGCCAUUAAAGCGACCGCGCAUAUGGCUACGGAAAUAGGGAAAGCAGUCUAA